This is a messenger RNA of Candidozyma haemuli, 1116 nucleotides long. RefSeq lists its product as uncharacterized. Gene Ontology annotation, cellular component: plasma membrane. Gene Ontology annotation, biological process: zinc ion import across plasma membrane. The transcript has a single exon. NCBI's taxonomy places the organism in Eukaryota, Fungi, Ascomycota, Pichiomycetes, Serinales, Metschnikowiaceae. The record is from RefSeq and is a predicted model, not a curated record. The coding region runs from base 1 to 1116 and encodes 371 amino acids. Gene Ontology annotation, molecular function: low-affinity zinc ion transmembrane transporter activity.
AUGGGAGAGUGUUCUGGAGCUGAUUUCGUUGACGAGCAUAUGGAGCUCAGAGUGGCUUCUGUGUUUAUUGUGCUUGUGCUUUCAGCUAUAGGUGUAUUCUUUCCCUUGCUAGGGCUCAAGAACCAUAUUUUCCAUAUCCCAAAGAUUCUUUUAUUUGCAGUGCGUUUCUUUGGCUCCGGUGUUAUUGUCGCCACGGCGUUUAUCCAUUUGCUAGGUGACGCCUCUGAGUACUUGUCUGAGCCUUGUCUUGGUGGCAUCUGGCAAGAGUACCCAUGGGCUACUGCCUUUUGUCUUAUGGGUGUUUGGAUCAUGUUUACUAUUGAGCUUUGUGUCAGUGAAUACGUCAAGCACAAGGGCUUGAAGCGUCUGGAUGGGUGCAGUGGAUGUGCUGAGUUGGUCCUUGACGAAGACUCUGCCGAACCACACACUGACCCAUACCACCAAAGCAGAAGACCUCUGCUGCAUCUGCAUCCCGCCGAACAACAUCUGCAUCUGCAUCAACUUGAAGACUUGGGCGCUAGCAAGAGCGUCCAGUUUGCUGCUGCUGAAAAGAUGAAUACAUCUCUGAGUGAAACCUUGGAGAGAGAUAUGGAAGCGGCUACUGCUUCCGACCUUUCAGAGAGCACCUACCGUGUGCUUGUAAGCAUUUUCAUUCUUGAGUUUGGCAUUGUCUUCCACUCUGUGUUUGUGGGUUUGUCGCUUGCUAUUGCCCAGGACGAGUUCAGGACUCUUUUGGUGGCUAUCUCGUUCCACCAGUUCUUCGAAGGCAUGGGUCUUGGUGCUAGAUUUGCUGGUGCCAUUUGGCCUAAGAACCAACACUGGGUGCCAUGGGCUCUCGGUUUAGCAUUUGCUUUGACUACGCCUACGGGUGUUGCUGUUGGUUUGGGUGUUCGUCAUACCUAUUCUGAAGACUCCCGGGAGGCCCUUCUCACUGUGGGUAUCUUCAACUCGUUCUGUUCGGGCAUUUUGAUUUACAAUGGUUUGGUUGACUUGAUGAGUCAAGAUUUUAUCCACGGCGAUUUCUUGAGAGCCUGUCGCUGGAAGAAGGUGGCUUUUGCAUACUCGAUGCUCACGCUUGGGUGUCUCCUCAUGGCGCUUAUUGGCAAAUGGGCCUAA